This is a messenger RNA of Ixodes scapularis (black-legged tick), 1304 nucleotides long. RefSeq names its product all trans-polyprenyl-diphosphate synthase PDSS2. The coding region runs from base 36 to 1145 and encodes 369 amino acids. Gene Ontology annotation, molecular function: prenyltransferase activity. The record is from RefSeq and is a predicted model, not a curated record. The transcript has 5 exons. NCBI's taxonomy places the organism in Eukaryota, Metazoa, Arthropoda, Arachnida, Ixodida, Ixodidae. Gene Ontology annotation, cellular component: mitochondrion; transferase complex. Gene Ontology annotation, biological process: ubiquinone biosynthetic process; isoprenoid biosynthetic process.
UCCGACCCCGGAGGUGUCGUUCCGUGGAUGCGGUCAUGACGGUGUCGCGCGUGAAAGCGUCUUCUUUCGCGUCGUCGUCGUCGUCGUCGGCGGCGGCGGCGGCGGUGCCAGCGCCCAGCGCACUGCGCCUCAACAAGGCCAUCCAGGACGCGGAAAAGCUGACCGGCCACAACACGAGCCGGAUGUCCGAAAAACUUAUGAGGAUCGGCGAACUGCACACUUUCCUUAGCACGGUGGGCAAGAUGAUGGGCAGUCAGCAUCCCAUUGUGGACUCGGUCAAGCAGCUCCUGUUUCAACAGAGCGCCAACAUCCAGACGCGGGGACUGCUGGUGUCUCUGCUCAUCAAGGCCUGCGGCGUGUCCGCCGACAGCGUGGAGCUCCGCGACGUGGUCCUGAAGCGUCAGAAGCUGGUCGUGAACGCCACCGAGGAGUUCCACGCGGCGCAAACCAUCCACGCGUCGGCCGCCAACCUGGUGGACCAGGCGCGACUGGACCCGCUGGUCCUGGAUGACAUCCAGACGGGCAACAAGAUGACCGUCCUCGCAGGAGACUUCUUCUUCUCCAAAGCCUUUCAGACGACGACGGACAUUGGUAUCCCCUUGAUGCUGCACGUGUUCGGCAAGGCGGUGGAGGACUACGUCCGGUCGCACUUUGAGGGCGACCUGAGCCAGGCGAGCGAAGUGGACGCGAUCUGGUGGGAGGCCAAGACGCACCUGAAGACGUGCAGCCUCCUGGCCUCGGGCUACCGCGCCGCCGCCAUGGUGGCCGGCUUCGACCAGGAGCGCCAGGACCACGUCUACGAGCUGGGCAAGCACAUCGCGCUCGCCUUCCAGACAUACCACGAGACGAAGCAGUUCCUCAGCACGUCUUAUUCGUCCGGACUGAACUAUGACCUCACAAGUCUCCCAAUGGUCCUGCACAUGGAAACUCACCCCAACUUGCUGCAGUCGGCGAAAGAGGGCAGGCUCCAGGAGCUCCAGUUUGCCCAGGUGCACUCCGAGAUCAUGACUGGCGACUCCCUGGAAAGGGUGCAAGUCAUGCUGGGCUACUACAUCCAGGAAGCCCAACUGCUGACCGAGAAACUCGGACCCUCCGAAGCCGCCACCUCAUUGAUCGGCAUCGUGAACAGCUUGCGUGAUCUAUGAGCGCAAAUAGUUCCAGCUCGCGGUGUGGUCGCUGCUUCGUGAAACCGAAUGCUUUAAUGUGUACAGUUAAUUAUUGUUCCUAAUUGUCAAAGAUUGUUACAUCCUAAGAAAUCCCCGCGUGUCUACUUACCCGCAAGACACUCAAAGAGCCAAUCUUUA